Ichthyophthirius multifiliis is the source of this 2919-nucleotide messenger RNA. RefSeq lists its product as hypothetical. Gene Ontology annotation, biological process: phosphatidylinositol dephosphorylation. Gene Ontology annotation, molecular function: phosphatase activity. The transcript has 2 exons. NCBI's taxonomy places the organism in Eukaryota, Ciliophora, Oligohymenophorea, Hymenostomatida. The record is from RefSeq and is a predicted model, not a curated record.
AUGUAAAAAAUAAUCAACAUAUUUUCCAAAAAUUCUGGUCUAUAAUCUUAAAAAUUUACUCAAGAAAAACUAGAAUAACCUAUAACUAGCAUUAAAGCAAUCGAAUUAGCCGAAACUCCUGACUAUUUUUACCUUAAAGCUGAAUACUCUCUCACGAAUAUAACCCAAAGUCUUUAAAUACAUAAAUAAUCAGGCAAAAUUUAAUAAUUAAACCCUCAACAAAUACCAUCUAAUAUCCCUUUUAAUUAAUAAUAUAGUGCUUUCUUAGGAAUAAUAAAUAUAUAUGGAUAAAAUUUUUUAGUGUUAGUUAAAAAUGUUAAUUUAAUUCCUUUUUUAAACGAAAAUUUUAGUAUAUUAGAAAUAAAUUAGUGUGAAUUUAGGGCUUUUUUCCCUUUAUAAGUAUCCAUAAAUAUAUUAAAAUAAUAAUAGAGUAUAGAAAACACACUCUCGAAAGGCGGAUAUUAUUUUUGUUAUAAAUUUCCUUUAACAGUUUCUUAGUAGAAAUUUUACAUUGAUAAAAUGAACACUGAUAAUGAUUAUUUAUGGAAUUUAAACCUUCUUAAACCCCUUAUACAGUAAAAAAUUGCCAUAGAAUGGCAUAUAUAAUUAAUUUAAGGUUACGUUUCUUCAGUUAAAGGAUAUCCUUUGUAUUAUUUAUUGAUUUCAAGAAGAUAAAUGAGAAGAGGAGGCACUAGAUAUAACCAUAGAGGGGUUAAUUCUGAUGGAUAUGUUGCUAAUUUUGUAGAAUCAGAGUAAAUUUUAUCAUAUGGAGCCGAUAUUUUGAUAUCUCAUGUGUAAAUUAGAGGAAGUGUGCCUGUAUUUUGGUCAUAAUAAGGUCUUUAAGCAAAAUUAUAUUUAAACCAAAGUUAAUAAAUGUCACAUAAUAGCUUUAAUAUGCAUUUCGAUUAUAUAAAAAAACAUUAUGGGGAUGUUACUUGUGUAAACUUAAUGACUUAUUCAAUACCUAAUGAAUAAUUACUUUCUAAAGAAUAUGUUUAUCAUGUAAAUAAUAUUGAAAAUAUAGAAUAUUUAGAAUUUGAUUUAAAACUUGAAUGCAAAGGAGAUAAAUUUGAUAAAAUUGAUCUUUUUUUGAAUAAAAAAAUAAUCAGUAAUUUAAAAAAUUUCUCCUUUUUUUCUAAAAAAGGAAAUUAAAUUCUCCAAAAGUAAAAAGGUAUUGUUCGUUCAAAUUGUUUAGACUGUUUAGAUAGAACGAAUUUUUUUUAAUAAAAAUUAGGUUUAUAGACUCUUUUUUAGUUAAUAUUUCCCUAUUUAUAAGGCUUUUAAAUUACAACUAAUGAUGUAUUGUUCAAAUAAUUAUAAUAUGGAUGGGGUGAAAACGGAGAUUUGAUUAGCAAACAUUAUGCGGGAACAAAAGCUACUACUAGUAAAGUCGCUAAAACAGGAAAAUAAGGUUUAGUGGGUUAUAUAAAAGGCAAAUGCUCAUCUGCAAAAAGGUUUGUAAAUGCAAAUUUGAAGGAUUCUAAGAAGCAGGAAAUUUACUGUAUUAUUUUAGGUGAGAAUUAUGAGAGUUAGGCCAAUUUAUAAUACGAAUAUGAGAUUUUAGAGUAAAUAAAAAACCGAUAAAAUGAGUUUUUGGAAGAAAAGAAUUUAAACGUAUUUAUAUGUACCUGGAAUGUGAAUUGUUUUGAACCAUAUCACACUAAAUUCGAUUUCUAGAAGAUUUUUUGCAAAAACAACCAAAAAAGUGAACUAGUAAUUUUCUGUAUGUAAGAAUUAGUAGAGGCAAACGCGAAAAAUAUAAUGGUUUCUACAAUCGAAAAAUCAAAUACUAUAACAAAUUGGAUAGAAUCCCUUCUAUAUAAUCUAGGUCCUUAAGAUUAUUUUUUAGUUGGAUAAUAUAGUAUGGUAGGCAUAUAGACAUUAAUUUUUGCUUAAAAAAAUAUCAAAAAUAAUCUCUCAGAUAUCGAAUUUGAUUAUGUCAAAUGCAGUUUUACGAAAACUAAAGGCAGUGUAAUUGUCCGAUUUAGGCUUUUUGAUACUUCUUUAUGUAUUUUAAAUUGCCAUUUAUAACAUGGUGGGGAAAAGACUAUUUAGAAUUUAGUAAAUAUACAUGAUUAGGCUUUUUAAUAGGAAAGAAUGUCUACAUAUAAAAAAUAACCAGUUUGGAAAAGCGAUAAGAUUUUUUUAGUUGGAGAUCUCAAUUUUAGAUUAAAUAACGAAAUUAAAUACGAAGACGUUUUAUAAGAAAUAUCUACUAUUAAUUAAUGUUAAAAUAAAAAACAAUAGAAGCUUUUAUACGACAAACUACUAUAAUAUGAUUAGUUAAACUUUUUUAAAAAUUCAAAUCAAUUUUAAAUUCUUUAGAAAUAUAAAGAAGGCUAAAUUUUAUUUUUACCAACUUAUAAACUUAAUGUGAAUACAGAUGUAUAUGAUAUUUCUAAAAAAUAAUCAGUUCCCUGUUGGUGCGAUAGAAUUCUUUAUUGUGAUAUGGAAAAUGAAUAAAAUAAUAAUAGUUAUAUUUCGGAAGAUUUUAAGUUAUAUGAGUCUGUUAAUGUUAAUCAUUCUGACCAUAAACCGGUUGUAGCUUUGAUUUAGGUUAAAGUGAAGAUUAUUGAUGAGGAAAAAAGGGAAAAAAUACUAAACUAAAUAAUUUAAAUUUAAGAAAUUAAUUAAAUUGAUGAAAUUAAUAAUAUAGGGAAUAUGGAAACCUAAAAUGAUAAUAAUCCUAAAAAGGAUUUCAAUAUGUUCGAAAAUUUUAAUGUUUAAUAAUAAUAAGACGAAAAUAUUAAAUAUUUUUAUAAUUUAUAAUAAAAUGUUGAAUUUUAAAAUAAUUAAAAUUAAUAGCAAAAUAGUUAAGAUUAACAGCAAAAUAAUAAUUAAGUUGAUUUAUUGGAUUUUAGUAAUAAUUAAUAAAUAUAAAAUUAAUAAAUAUAAAAUGUAGAUUUAUUAGAUUUAUGA